Molecule: messenger RNA, 1608 nt
Organism: Lasiodiplodia theobromae
Lineage: Eukaryota; Fungi; Ascomycota; Dothideomycetes; Botryosphaeriales; Botryosphaeriaceae
Product: DNA methylase N-6 adenine-specific conserved site
Exons: 1
Coding region: 1-1608 (535 amino acids)
Source: RefSeq, a predicted model, not a curated record
AUGCUUCUGAACACUGGAGUCAUGCCAGUCGCUGCCCGGGCCCUGAGCCUGGCGGCGACGAACAAAGUCAGCAACGUAUCGGUGCCCUCGGACCUCUCGACGCGGGCGCUGCUGCCGGAUGCGUACGGCUACUCGAUGGAGCCGGUGUGGGUGGACGACUACCUCAAGUCGGACCUGGCAACGAACCUGAUGAGUGCCAUCGCCAACGUGACGGGCAAGCCGGCGCCGUUCCGCAUCGGCGGCAACACGGCGGACCAGACGUACCUACACCCAGACCUCAACGUCACGUCCAUCUCGAUCCCGACGCCGGCGACGGCCCAGUUCUUCAACAUCAGCCCGGCGUGGUACGACACGUGGGCCGACUACUUCCCGGAGGGCACGGAUCUGAUCUACACGCUCAACCUGCACAUCAACGAGUCGGCGUGGGCCAACGCUCUGGCGCAGGCCGAGGCGGUGCACAAGGCGCUGGGCGACAAGCUGACGCUGUUCGAGCUGGGCAACGAGAUCGACCACUUCAUCAGCAAGGGCUGGCGGGCCGAGGGCUGGAACGUGGCGCAGUACAUCGAGCAAUGGCGCAACAUCACCGACCAGAUCCUGGCCACCGACUGGUACCAGGCGGACCCGACGCCGCCCAAGUUCCAGGCGGCCGUCUUCGCGGACCCGCCGUGGGUGCCGGACCAGCAGGACGAGAUCGACGACUUCGACAUCGUCAACCUGACGGCGGGCGGGCUCGUCGACCCGGACCUGAUCAGCACCUACGCCGUGCACCUGUACCCGCAGAGCACGUGCGACACGGAGCGCUGGCUGCGCAUGCGCCUCGACCUGCUGUCCAACCACACCACCCUCUGGCUCAACGUCUCGCAGUACGUCCCGCAGGUCGCCGCCGCCGACGCCGCCGGGUCGCCGCUCGUGCUGGGCGAGACCAACUCGAUCAGUUGCUCCGGCCGCAGCGGCAUCAGCGACACGUUCGGCGCCGCGCUGUGGGGCGUCGACUACGUGCUGCUCGCCGCCAGCAUCGGCAUCGAGAAGACCUACUUCCACCUCGGCGCCCAGAGCGAGUACUCGGGCUUCACCCCCGUCGCCUACGAGUACAAGAACGAGAGCCUCGUGCCCGGCAUCCGCCCGGGCUUCUACGCCCACUACUUCCUCGCACACGUCCUCGCCCGGCCCGACGGCGAGGAACUGAACAUCGCCGCGCUACCCUCCGCCAAUAGCUCGGAUUUCAGCGGCUUCGGCAUCUACGGGGAUGCAGGGCUGAAGAAGCUCGUCUUCCUCGACAUGGGUGUUUGGAACGGCACCGAGGGCCUGAGCAACCCGAGUACGCUGUCCGUCACCGACGGCACGCAGUUCAGCAACGGCACCCGCCCGACCCGCCUCCUCAGCGCCGCGACCGAGUGGGACGAGGGCGCCGCCGUCAGCGUGCUGCGGCUGAGCGCCCCCGGCACAAACGCCAAGAGCGACGUCACCGUCGGCGGGGUUACCUUCGACACCAGCUCCGGCGCGAAGGUCGGCGAGGAGGAGCUGGAAACCGUCACGGUGGGUGCGGGCGGCGUGGUGAGCCUCGAGUUGGUCCAGGCGGAGGCGGUGCUGCUGGAGCUGGCGGCUUGA